Messenger RNA from Hylaeus volcanicus, 1884 nucleotides. RefSeq names its product cell cycle checkpoint control protein RAD9A (gene Rad9). The record is from RefSeq and is a predicted model, not a curated record. Bases 299 to 1744 code for a protein of 481 amino acids. NCBI's taxonomy places the organism in Eukaryota, Metazoa, Arthropoda, Insecta, Hymenoptera, Colletidae. Gene Ontology annotation, cellular component: checkpoint clamp complex. The transcript has 6 exons. Gene Ontology annotation, biological process: mitotic intra-S DNA damage checkpoint signaling; cellular response to ionizing radiation; DNA replication checkpoint signaling.
AUCUUUUUUUCUGGUUUAUGUUUACUUAUCAAACAAAUGAUUUUAUGAAAUUUGUACUUAUAAUUACUAUUCAUUUAUACUAAUUUUCCAUAAUUGGGAGUCUCAAAUCUACACAUGUACAUUUCUAAAUUAUGAACGUUAUGAUUAACUCUUCGCUCUUCAUAAAGGAAUGACCAGUUCUUGUUUUUAGCACACGUAAUAUUAUGAAUUCUUUCGACUACCUUGUCGAAUUGCUUUUUACAUUAAACAAUACUUGAUGUUUAGUCAACGAUACAUAGUUUAGUAAGCCAAAUUCAACAUGAAAUGUGUUAUACCAGGUGUAAAUGUAAAAAUUUUAGCAAAAGCUAUACAUGCAUUAGCAAGAAUUGGAGAUGAAAUGUACAUAGAACCGCAAGAAACUGGUAUAUCAUUUCGUACUGUCAACAUGGCAAAUUCUGCGUAUGCUGACUUUACAAUGUUCCAAAACUAUUUUUCGUGUUACGAAUACGGUGAUCUCCAAAAGAAUGACGCAUUGAAAUGUAAAAUUUCAAUGAGGAGUGCUAUGACAGUAUUCAAAGCUCCAAAUGUAAUAGAUAAACAGGUAGAAACAUGUCACAUCAGAUUACAACCAGAUGCAUCUGAAAUUUUCUUUAUUUUAAAAUAUAAGAAUAGUAUUACCAAAACACAUUUGUUACCCAUAUUGGAUUGUGAAGUAUUACAAACCGCAUAUGAUAAGGAUUCUGCAUCAAAUCAACUUUCUUCCCAACCCCGUGUAUUGGGAGAUGCUGUACAUAAUUUUCAUCAAACUCUAAUUGAGAUAACAAUGGAAGUUUCGUCGCAAAAACUGUUACUUAGAAAUUAUAUAGACGAAACUUCAGGUUUAUCGAAUACAACUCGAACACAACUCGUGCUUGGCAAAGGCGAAUUUGAUCAAUAUAAUAUUAGUAAAGACACGUCAAUUACAUUUUGUAUGAAGGAAUUUAAAGCUAUUUUGUCUUUGGCAGAAGUUAUAGGUAUACCAAUUGGAAUAUAUUUUGUAGAAGCUGGAAGACCAGUCAUAUUUGCAUUAAAAAACCCAUCUCUUGAGGCAAAUUUAGUACUGUCUACAUUAAAUUCUGAUGCAGACAGUCAAACUGAAACAACGGUAAUUGGUAAACAGGACAAAUCUGUAAAACAAAGGACGAGAAAUACGCGAGUUCCUAGGAAAUCUUCCAAAUCUACGAACAGAAUAGGAAAUAGGUCAACCAAUAUGAAUAAAACGUCUGAAAAUGCUACUGCUAAAAAUACCCAUUCAAAUUUAAUUGAGAAGAAUUCAAAUUUAAUUUCUAAAGAAAAAGUUGAUGUACAACCGAGUGUAUCCGGUACAAGCCGGAGAAAUGAUCAAAGAAAUGAUCAAAGUAAAAAUGGAGACAGUUGUUUGCUUGGUAAACAGAAUACUGAAAGAGAAUCUCAUAAUGAUGGAUCAUCUAGACACAAUGUAGCCGGACUCAGUAAAACGCCUACAAAUGGAAAGAAAUUAGUGAAUUCUAUAUUUUCUUCGAUAACAAAAAGAAAAUCUAGUAAUGAUGAAAUAGACCGGCAACAAGGACAAAAUAAUGAUAAAUCUAACGUGUUAGAAGACGAAGUACCAGAUUCACCAACGCCGCCAGUCAAGAAGGCUCGUUUAAUAUUUCAGAAAUGUUUCCAAAAGACUUUUGAUCCAAGGACAUUGCCUGGAUAUGAUAUAAUUUUAGCUGAAGAUUCGGAUGAAGGUUGUAGCGAAUAAAAGUUAAAAAGUUUAAAUAAAUCUUUUAUGUCAUUUUUUAUGGAAUUGUAAUUUAUCUUGAAGUAUGUAUUUAUUCUGUUUUAAUUAAACAUAUAGUAAUGUUUUGAACAAAAAAAAAAGAAUAAAGCUUUAAAAUUGUU